AGAAAGUUGCCAUUGAUGGUGAAGCGGAGCUAGACGCUGGAGCGUUCGCGCCGCUGUGGGAGUUUUUUUUGCUAUGAAAAUUAACGAUAUACUUCCUAGUUUUACGUUAAACCUCUUACGGACACUGUUUUGUAUUAAGAGUAAACCCGGAAAUCAAUAUUUGUGAUUUUUAUUGCCUCUUUAACCGCCAACCAGCGACCGCCGCGAGUCAAGUGGGGACUCUUCACUGCAAUUAACUUGUGUGGAUAUGUUUCUGACGCUUUGAGACGACAGUUUGAGGCUUUGUGUUCCGGCUCUGUGGUUCCCCCCACCAACUCUCUGUACUCGGAAUACUUUAAACUACAAAUAAACAACAGAGGUAACUUCCUUUCUUACCUGCCCUUCUCCGGGCUGCCUGCAGCUAAUGAGCCGUUCGAGGAGCGGGGAGGGAUUCACGUUAAACUGUCGGUGAGCCCAGACUGAGCAGCUGGCUUUGUCGGUUUAAAAUUAAGUUGGUCCACAUAAAUAAAGGCGGAUGGGUUUGUGUCCGUGAGCUUCGUGCAUCCACGCUGCUUCAUUUGAGAGGUUUUUGAGGAGGAGGACACAGCUCACCCCCACACCAGAGAUAACAUGUUCCCCCAGGGACGACACCCGACGCCCCAUCAGGCUCCAGGCCAGCCCUUCAAGUUCACCAUCCCGGAGUCACUGGACCGCAUAAAGGAGGAGUUCCAGUUUCUCCAGGCACAGUACCACAGCCUCAAACUGGAGUGUGAGAAGCUGGCCAGUGAAAAAACUGAGAUGCAGAGACACUAUGUCAUGACUGAGAUUGCCAAGAGACUAAACACCAUCUGUGCACAAGUCAUUCCCUUCCUCUCACAGGAGCAUCAGCAGCAGGUGGUUCAAGCUGUGGAACGAGCCAAACAGGUGACCAUGGCAGAGCUAAAUGCUGUCAUCGGGCAACAGCAUCUAUCUCAUAACCACGGCGGUGCUCCUGUGCCUCUCACCCCUCAUCCCGCUGGCAUCCACCCCUCUCAGUUAGGAGGUUCAGCUGGUCUGCUUGCUCUUUCUGGAGCACUCGGUGCUGUUCCUCCCCAUUUGGUAGGAAAAGAUGGCGGCGAGAAAAAACCUCAUCUAACUGGACCAGAUUCUCACCCCACAGGACCUGAUCACCUCAGAGAGCGAGAACCUGGCACAAGUAACUCACUUCUGCCGGAAAGUCUCAGGAACUCAGAUAAGCGACGCAAUGGUCCUGACUUUUCAAAUGACACCAAAAAGCGCAAAGUUGAUGACAAGGACUCCAGCCACUAUGACAGCGAUGGAGAGAAAAGCGAUGACAAUUUAGUGGUGGAUGUGUCGAACGAGGAUGCAGCCUCCCCCCGUGGCACACCGCUUCCCUCCCCCAGAGAAAACGGACUGGAUAAAGCGCGUCUUCUCAAGAAAGACCCCUGUAGUCCAGCUUCCACUGCUUCAUCAGCCAGCUCCUCCUCCCUUAAAUCCAAAGAGAUGACAGUGCGAGAAAAGGCAGGWACACCAGGUCUAAAGUCAAGCACUCCCACACCUAGAGGCGACUCCACCCCAGGUCCAAGCUCCACACCUGGAAUCCGACCAAGUCUGUCCAAACCCCCAUCCAUGGAGAUACCACAUCCUCCUACUGCAGGUUUGAGAACUCCCCUUGCUGUUCCAGGGCCAUAUCCAGGUGCGUUUGGUAUGUUGCCUCAUGCAGCAGGGAUAAAUGGGGAACUAGCUGGUGCAGCCAGUGCUGCAGCCUACGCAGCAGGACUGCACAACAUGUCGCCUCAGAUGAGUGCUGCAGCUGCAGUUGCUGUGGCUGCAUACGGCCGUUCACCUAUGGUUGGUUUUGAUCCUCAUCCUCACAUGCGAGUCCCUGGAAUGCCUCCUAGUCUUACAGGAAUCCCUGGAGGAAAACCGGCCUACUCCUUCCACGUUGCAGCAGAUGGACAGAUGCAGCCAGUUUCUUUCCCCCCAGAUGCUCUGGUGGGACCAGGUAUCCCUCGUCACGCCCGUCAGAUAAACACCCUGAACCAUGGGGAGGUGGUGUGUGCCGUCACCAUCAGUAACCCCACCCGACACGUUUACACUGGAGGAAAGGGUUGUGUCAAGGUCUGGGAUAUUAGUCAUCCAGGAAACAAGAGCCCCGUGUCUCAGCUUGAUUGUCUGAAUCGAGAUAAUUACAUCCGCUCCUGUCGUCUCCUCCCUGACGGUCGGACACUUAUUGUGGGUGGUGAGGCAAGCACGCUGUCGAUCUGGGAUUUGGCCACGCCCACUCCCAGAAUUAAAGCGGAGCUAACAUCGUCAGCACCGGCAUGCUACGCUUUGGCCAUCAGCCCAGACUCCAAGGUCUGCUUCUCCUGCUGCAGUGAUGGAAACAUAGCCGUCUGGGAUCUACACAACCAGACUCUUGUUCGACAGUUUCAGGGCCACACAGAUGGAGCCAGCUGCAUCGACAUCUCCAACGAUGGAACCAAGCUGUGGACCGGAGGCCUGGAUAACACAGUUCGCUCCUGGGAUCUGAGGGAGGGGCGGCAGCUGCAGCAGCACGACUUCACAUCACAGAUCUUCUCUCUCGGUUACUGUCCGACGGGAGAGUGGCUUGCUGUAGGAAUGGAGAGCAGCAACGUUGAGGUUCUUCAUGUCACCAAGCCUGACAAAUACCAGCUUCAUCUGCAUGAGAGCUGUGUGCUCUCCCUGCAGUUUGCUUACUGUGGCAAAUGGUUUGUGAGUACAGGAAAGGACAACUUAUUGAAUGCAUGGAGAACGCCCUAUGGAGCCAGCAUUUUCCAGUCUAAAGAAUCCUCCUCAGUGCUGAGCUGCGACAUAUCUAUAGAUGACAAGUACAUCGUUACUGGUUCAGGGGACAAGAAGGCCACUGUUUACGAAGUCAUAUACUGAAAUGAUGGAAUGAACGCAAAUUUUUCUUGAAGUUUUCACUUGGAGCCAGACAUCACAGACAAAAGGGAUUCUAUUGGCACUAUUUCUGCCAGGAAGACGACAAACGUGUCAUCUGCACAUUCAUCAGGUCUUGUAUCAGCUGGGAAUAUUACAGAGCAGUUGGACGUUUACGGAGACAGAAAACAAGGACGUUGGUGUCUGCUUCUUUGUGCUGUAGAGCAGUUGAGGUUCAAAGACCAAACAGAWCUCUUUAAUGAGAAUGGAGUCUUCAAAUGAUGGUUUAAAGAACUUCAGAUGUUAAAACACAUAAUUGGAACAAACCAUCACUAUUGGUGAGUAUGUACAUAAAAAGCAAUCAGAAGCAGAGAGCAGAAACAUCCAGAACUUUGGAACAAACAAUUGACAGAUGAUGGUUUUAUAAAUAUUAUAUGUAAAUUAUGUUUGUAUUUUGCUUCAGACAGUGCUCCUGAUCUCAGCAUGAACAUUUUGACCUCAGUUUGCCCUCCAAUACACCUACACAAUCUGAAAAGUACUGCUUGUGUACAAAUAAAACCUCCUACUCUAACUAACCGCACUGUARUGCUAACUCCACCUACACACUGUACUUUAAGACCAGAGUUUAGAACUUCCUAAAGUUUAAAUGGACUUGUCYAACGUCAUGCCUGUAAAAAGUUAAUUUCAGAGGCAGGAAAGUCUCACAGGAACAUAUGCUUCAAAAAGUGUUUCAAAAAGUGUUGUUAGAAAAGGUUUAAUGUGGUUUGUUAUGUAAAAAGAUCACUUCUUCUAAUCCUGAUUGAACGAACAAUGGGUUGAAAACUGAUGUAAGAGUUCCAGAGAUUGAUUUAAUCCUCUAAUUUCAUUAAUGCUCCUGUUUUUAACAGAUUAUUUUCCCACUCRUUUUGUUUAGGACUAAACACUUUUCAUUCCCAGAAUAUUGAUGGAUGUUAAAGACAUAUUUCAGUCCACCUGAGCUGAAAGCAUUCAACAAAUCUGUGCUGCUGCACUUCAUCCACACUCUGCCUUUUUAUCUGUGAAACGCUUCAUGUCUUAUUGUUUGGAUGGUUUGGUCAUAGAAAUUAAAUAUCAUGUAAUACGACUUUAUGAACUUGUACAAGUGGGAACUCCUAGUGGAGAAAGGGUUAAAAAAAAUCGACUCUAAACAAAUAUUUUUUGUCACAAAUUGUCUUGUUUAACCUUGAGCUGGGAGAUAUGCUAAAAUGCCUUUAUGUGAAAUGUUUUCUUUUUCACAAUGCAAAGAAUAUUGUAAGACUUUAUGAUUAAAUUAUUGGGUCAAACUUCAGUUCCAGAGGAAGUGUCAGUGUUGACAGUUUUAACAUUAAACUUGUUUUUUUUUCUUUUUGUAAAAAUGUAAAUUAUGUUUCUUUCUUACCAGACAUGCUUUAGAAAUAAACUGUUUUUGUACAUUUCUUACAUUUAUUCAGGAAUAAUUUAGUCUUAAAGUAGAAAAACGGUUGAAAUGUGCAGAAAAUAAACAUGUUUUUGUUUUGUA
This is a messenger RNA of Austrofundulus limnaeus, 4399 nucleotides long. Its product is annotated as transducin-like enhancer protein 1. Gene Ontology annotation, molecular function: transcription corepressor activity; protein binding. Gene Ontology annotation, cellular component: transcription regulator complex; nucleus. The record is from RefSeq and is a predicted model, not a curated record. NCBI's taxonomy places the organism in Eukaryota, Metazoa, Chordata, Actinopteri, Cyprinodontiformes, Rivulidae. Gene Ontology annotation, biological process: regulation of DNA-templated transcription; negative regulation of canonical Wnt signaling pathway.